Messenger RNA from Porites lobata, 35940 nucleotides. Lineage: Eukaryota; Metazoa; Cnidaria; Anthozoa; Scleractinia; Poritidae. The record is from the annotation of a GenBank genome assembly.
CCGUCAGCUAAUGCCGAUGCUGCCAAUGUUCUCUCGAACUUUUCCUUGAUGGUGGACGUUGUUUUCAUUCGUGCUUUUGGUUCGUGGUUAAUUGUGCUCUUGAAUAUUGUUUUUACCUAUAAACAAAAUGAGAGCGAGUUAAUAAUACUCAUUACAGUCAACUACAACGGUGAAUUAGUGAAGAAUUUAGCAACAUUUUUGUCGAGCAUCGUUUAAAUUGCAGAGAUUGCUGUACCCAACAUUGCAACGAUUUACCUAAAUAUAUGGAUUCCUUGCAAGAUAGAAGCCUUUUUAAAGGUUAGUCAUUAGUUAAUGGCGAGAGAGACGAAGUGGCAGUGCUUCGCUAGUAGAAUUGAUUUUGAUGUUUAGUAGUGAUGGAUAUAUUGUUGAUGGAAUUACGAACUUGAAAUAUUAUGACAAAUCAUAAAUUGAAUAGUCUUUGAUUAUUACAAGGGCAUAACGAAAUCAAUCUAAUGAAAGAAAAAUCCAAACGACAAACAAAAAACUUGAAGCUUUAUAUUAAAGUGGUGGGGUGAAUACAGUAUUUAGCAUGUAGUCUCAAAUGUAGUCAUACACAUUUCCGAGCGAUGCGAGAUGCUCUCAAUGCAAAGCGGAAGUAGUCUAUUAACAACAUUCGCAGGUUCUCUGCUCUUUAAGGUGUCUUCUACAUAGUAACCGUGAAUUUGUUUUUGAAGAGGUGUACAAUUUUGAGCUGCGUUAUCACAGGUAAUCCUUUGGGAGUUGUUGCGCCCGUCUGCACGUAGCUAAACGUUUGACCGGUUUCAAACUUUGCCCAAUUCUUAACUCCCAACAACAUGCAACAAGAUGCAACAGGGUGUGCAAACGCACUCAACAUGUAACAUCUGGCUAUGUUGGAAGUUGUUGAGCAACAAUGUUCCGUCCGUUUGGACGGGGCUUUAGGGAGAUUUAGGUAUAAAGGAAACUGAAUGUAUCGAUUAAUAAAAUUCCAUGAAUAAGAUCAUGUUACAUAGGGCAAAGUGGACUGGAUCUCGAUUCACCGGCUUAGUUUCCUAACCCUAUAUUAUAAAACGUCACUUCAUUUGGAUUUCGGUGGUCUUUCGGCGUUCUACGAAAUGGAAAAGAGUCGCCAUUGUUAUUACCAGCACGAUUUCAUGGUAUUAUGACAACUUCAUCCAUCGCAUCUUCGCGUUACGAACUUAUUAAAAUACAACUAGGAACAAGUGAAUGCAUGAGUACUUCAGUAGUAAAUUUUAUUUGCAGAAGAAAGGAUGAAAAGUUUCUCCCAACUAUUACAAGUGAAACAAAUUCCUCUCAAGCGAAUUAGAAAUUCUACCUUAAAUAGAAUGGUUCUUGUGCAAUAACUAAGCAAUGUUUCGCCAUAUUUUCGUUUUUAUUGAUGAUUUAAAGAGAAGGAAUACAACAUCGAAAGAAGAUAAGUAAACUUUUAUUGGAAAAUUAGCGUUCUUUCUUUUUUUUGUUUUAAAGAAUUAGAUCAGUCGGCUUGCGACUUUAUAAUCUUCGAACCGACCGUUGUAACACAACACCCUGGGGGGGGCACUUGGAUAUUUUUUGGGUGGGUAUGUGCCGCCGGGGACUCUAAAUUGGCACCCCGUUCUAAAAAAAAUUUCCCCUAAAAUUGAUACCCCGUUAUAGAAAUGAGCCAAUUUUUUAUACCCCGUUCUAGAAUUCACCCUAAAACUGAUACCCCGUUCUAGAAAUGGGCCAGUUGCUUAUACUCCGUUCUAGAAAGUUUGUAAAUUGCAAAAGCCCUGUUUUUUUAAGAGAUAUUUCUUUCCUUGUUCGACUUAUACAUCAAAUAAAUGCUUCUUCAUAAUCAGCAACAAUUUUAAGCAGAAGAUAAAGCCGUGAUCCACAAUUUUUUAUACCCCGUUCUAGAAAACGCCUCUGAAAUGGAUACCCCGUUCUAAAUCAGGAGCUUCAAAAUCACGACCCCGUUGGGCGGCACAUACCCGUAUAGGUAAUGUAUGGGAGUGCCCCCCCCGGGCACAACACCUAGCCUGCGUAGCAAGCGUUUCUGUACGGUUUAGGAGAAAAGAACGAGGAACGAGAGUCGAAGACCGCGAGAAUAGUGGCGCAAGUAAAAGAGCGGGGAGGGGGUGGGGAAGAAAGGAAGGAAACGCUUGCAGACAAACACCGGGAUUUUGAAAACCACCCACUUGGUCUGUCACGCCUAAGUUCGCGAACCGACAUUUGAUGCUGUCAUCAACUGUCAUAAUUGACCAAUAAAAUGUUUGGCCUUCCGUGGAGCGGAAAUGAACUUUAGAGGAAGCGUUUGUGAAACCAAAAUGAUUUUUUUUUUGUAUUUUGGAGCGCAUGGACGGCGGUAAUGGUGAAAUCUCAAUGAAUCCGAAUGAUCAAUGCAGGCUUUGUAAAAGCAUCCUAGAACAAAGCUAACCCGGCAACUGAUGAAGUUCGCGUGGAGAACCAAGCCAAAAUUUUGACUGAGUCACAAUGCAGGUCUUCCUAGUUGAUGUAGCUUCAGUUUAAGGUGCAAUCCAUUCUUCAAAAUUUGUAUCUGUAAAUCACUAUCCGAGAGAAUUUAACAUCCCAAAAAAAAAAAAAAAAAAAAACACUAACGAGCUGGGCCCAGCAUAACAAAACAUUGCAGGAAACCAUCGCAUUCCCUGACAAAAGAAAAUCGCUUUUAGUUAUUCAGAUCCAGGAGACAAAUAAAACAACCUGAAACCCUUAUUAAGUCGCAAGAAGAGAUUUGUGUUUCAAAAGAAGUUAAAUAAAAUGCUCUUGCAUUGGAGGGAAAAUCUUGCCGACCAGAAUAAACAAUAGCAACAGAAAAUUAAUAUGCGUGUCACGUACCAAACAUGACAUCUCAGUAUGAAACAAACCUUUGAUCGACACAUGUCAACAUUGUUCGACUAGCCGAGCCAAUCAGGCGCUGCGUUCGCUGGCGAACGCAGGUUUUCAAAAUCGAGGGGUUUGUCUGCAAGCGUUUCCUUCGUUUCCCUCCCCCUCCCCCCUCUUUCACUUUUUGGCUCUCGUUUCAUUUCUCGCGCGGUCAAAACCGAAAGUCCCCUUCCUCGGUAUUUCUUUGCUCCGAAACCAAACGGAAACGCUUGCUACGCAGGCUACACAACACCUCACAUAUGUUUAUGCAAUCAUCCGUUGAACGACCUUGUAACACGACACAUCACACAUGUUAUGUUUAUUAUCGCCUGAAAAGAGUGUCUACUGAAUUGAGUAUUUGAUUAUUACCGUGUGAGCCGUGAUUGUCAUCAGUUGCGGUUCUACUAGCCCUUUUGCCCAAGGGAAAUCACUAUGGAUACAUCAAAGAAAACGAAAGAAUUACCCAUGACAUUCCCAGAACCAGGAGAAGGGUUUAUCUGCCGACAAAUGAAACUUUUGAGGGUAUUUGUUUAGCUCUUUCGGGGAUAUGUCUUCAAAAGGAGUUGUAAAUUCUCUUUGUAUUUAAAACCAUUCUGUAAAAAAAAGUCUUCAAUUUAGUUGAAAGCUUAUUUAUAAACACGUAAACUUAAUAAAGUGACGCAAGACUUAAUCUGCAUUUGUAAACAAAAAAGUUUUUUACCGGCUUCAUCGAUAUUAAAAUUCAAGUCAAACAGACAAAGCUUUACCUGCUAAAACUUCCAAAACCGAAUUUCGUCACCUUCUUCGUGUAUUUCGGAAACAGCUUGUUUGAUUAUUUGUGAAAUUUCUUUGUUUGUUACGGCAGCAAACCGGGAAGCCAUUUUGCUAGUAACUUAAUGGGCUCCUGUCCAAAGCGUUCAUCUUUCAGAAGUUUGCUGUUAAAUUUUACUUUGGAUUAAUAUGGAGGCCCGUUCUGGUCAAAAUUAAUAUUAUAAUAAUAAAAUGGCAUCACAAGUGACUUUUUCGGCCAGUGCAGCAUUUAUUAUGGACCCGUUGUGUAUUUUUGUCAUCACUACACAGGAUUUUUUUAGUGUGUUGUUAUUUUUUUUUAGCUGCAUGAAUUAUUUUUUGUUAAGGCUGUUUACUUUUUUUAUGUUGUAUGAAUAAACUUUUCAUGCGUACCACAAAUAAUUUUUUAGUGGUACCGCGAAUUAUUUUUAAUACAAGUAUUGAGAAUUAUUUUUUCAUCGUGCUGAUAAUUAUUUUUCGCUGUAUCGCGAAUUUAUUUUUGGGCCUACAAUGCUUUGCGGGCCUUGCAGUUGAAGUGGACUGGUUCGAGUCUUUGACUUCCUUGGGCGACCAUUUUGAAAACUUUGAAGUGGAGGAGUGCUUUGAAAGAGAAUGCCAAGGCGAAACAUUGUCAGGGAAAGAAACAAAGGAGGUUUUCAUCUUUCUUACAAAAUCUAUCAGGAGCCAGUAGUCUUUGCCGUUCGUGAUGAGGUUUUCUGGACCGAAGAUUUAAUAGAGGAGACUACGAAGGGACUUCACGACUCGUACACAAUUCUAACCCUUAUUCAGGGUGUCCAGUUCCUAUUUUUUCCUAUUUUUUGAGCCUAUUCCUAUUUUCUCCUAUUUUUAAACUAAAACCUCAUAUUUUUCCUAUUUUUUAGCCGGUGAAGGCAAAAUUUGUAACAAAAUUGAAAAUGAAAUUAUAAUUGUAUGUGUUUUUGAGUGAAAUUUAUCAUAAAGCAAGUAGUAUGUUGACUUUGAUAUUCUAAUAUUAGUAAAAAUAACAGUUACGUUUGUUCUUUCCAUGACCUCUAUUGCCUGGUAGAGUUCUGUUAACAUUUUUGUUAACCAGCAUGUACAUGUAUUGUAUGUAGUGUUAUAGUUCUCCUCCUGACUAUUGAAUAACAUUGUGUAUAGCCCACUGAAACUGCAUUUCAGUAUCUGUACAUGUUAUAUUUUAUUUUGAAGUCUUGCUCACUUUUAUGUUCAUCUUUGAAACUGAAAACAGGAUCAAGUUGGCCUCUCACAACACAGGCCAAUCCAAUCAGCAUCUUGUUUUUAAAAACCAAUCAUGAUCACUAGCUGAUUCUGGAUGCUACAUGAAAAGAACAGACUAAAGUUUAGUGUAUGGUGCUAGCUCUCUUGGUGAGCCCUUUUUAACAGCUAUACCUAAGCAACUGAUGAAGGAUCCAAUAUUUUGGUUGCAAAACCGGUCUUGCAGUCAUAGCUAAGCAGUGUUAUGUUCUUCUUAGAACUUAACCAUGACAAACUUACAAUCUGGUACCAAACACAUCAGUGUCAUUUUGCGUACACCGCAGAAAGCCUAGUUUCGUACUUAAAAUUAUGCGGUGUUUUGACUCAAACAAGCAUAUUCUCAACCAGCUACCGAUUGCAGAUUAAUGGAAGGAAAGCUUUCCAUAGGACUUUUACGUUCUAGUUCGAUAUCGUUCAAUGACAACUCAAUCGUAAGAAAUUUCUAUACUAAGAAAUUUCACUCUUCAAAGCUUUUCAAAGAUUUGCCGCCAACUUGAGGGGAAUUUGCAUAGGAUCACCUUUGAUUAUAGAACCACGCUUGACCUGCAGUCAAGCAUAUCAUUCUGAUUAUAGCAUAACUGAGGCAAUAUUCUAAACGUUACUGAUCAUUUUUACUCCUUCUUAGCCGCGAAAGUUGAUCUCAAUCCUGCGAACGUAGAAUCUGAGGACUCGUGGCAUUUAUUAUAACCCUGAUGGGGUGCAGGGAGGCUACCUUUGUCCACAAAAGUACUAUUGAUUUUCCCAUUUUUCUCCUAUUUUUUAAUACAAAGUUUCCUAUUUUUCCUAUUUUCUCAGUGCUGAGUCUCCUAUUUGCCUAUAUUUUUGAGCAACCAUGCCGCUGGACACCCUGCUUAUUGCACAUGACAUAUCUCCCCAAUUGAACAGUUCUCUACACAAUCUUACACCUCGAGUCUUCGUCCCGUACCACACAUGCUGGCUUUCGGGAAGGAAGAUGCUGAGCAAGAACAAACCAGUGCAAAAGUUAAUUGCAAAAUACGUAUUCGACUGCUAUGAGAAAAGAAGAUCAUUAGUUCUUUAGGUUAACAUUGAUUAUAGUUCCACUAGUGUGCAAUUUGUGUUAUGAUUCUAAAUUAUUUGGAUAAAGUCAAUGUACACAGGACUGUAUAAGACUCCAAAUAAAUAAAGCAUUGUCAUUGUCAUUGCUGUGAAAGAGAAUGCCCUCUACCCUGAACUUCAGGAAAAAUCUCCCGAUUCAAAUCCUGACGGGGGGGCAUAAGAACUAGCAGAGGCAAAUGGAUUCGAGGUAUAUGACCUUCGCAGAGUGCUAGUGAGAGUAGACCUCACUAACUAACUAACAUGGGGAACUUGCUCGAGUGCCUUUACGAUGGCAGUAUAGUAAUUCCUGAUUUUUAACAUUAUGUUUUUAAUAUUCGGAGAUGAAUGAGUCGGUCCAACGUCAGAUACCUGAGAUGUAUAGCCAAUAAUUAAUGCCAUAACAUAAAUGUUAGAUAAAUCAAUCGAAUUUCCCAUUUAGUGAGGUCUACUCUAACUAGCACUCAGCAUAGGUCUUCUCCCUCGAGUCCAUCUGGCUCUGCUUCUGGUGCUCGCCCGUCUGGAUUAGAAUCGGGAGCUUCUUCCUGAACUUCAGGGUAGCGGACACUCUCAUUCUCUGCGUCUUCGUUCCGAAAACCAGCAUGUGUAGUGCGAGACGAAGAUUCGAGGACAAGACCGGGUAAAGAACAGUUCAAUCGUGCAGACAUGUCAUGUUCUGAAUAAGGUUUAGAAUUGUGUACGAGUCGUGAAGUCCCUUCGUAGUCUCCUCUAUUAAAUCUUCGGUCCAGAAAACCUCAUCACUAACGACAGACUACUAGCUCCUGACAGAUUUUGUAAGAAAGAUGAAAACCUCUGUCGUUUCAGUUCUCUGACAAUGUUUCGCCUUGGCAUUCUCUUUGAAAACACUCCUUCAUUUGCAAGGUUUUCAAAAUGGUCGCUCAAGGAAGUCAAAGAGUCGAACCAGUCCACUUCAACUGCAAGGCCCGCAAAGCAUUGUAGAACCAAAAAUAAAUUCUCGAUACAGCGAAAAAUAAUUAUCAGCACGAUGAAAAAAUAAUUCUCAAUACUUGUAUUAAAAAUAAUUCGUGGUACCACUAAAAAAUUAUUUGUGGUACGCAUGAAAAAUUUAUUCAUACAACAUAAAAAAAGUAAACAGCCUUAAUUAAAAAAUAAUUCAUGCAGCUAAAAAAAAAUAAAAACACACUAAAAAAAUCCUGUGUAGUGAUGACAAAAAUACUCAAGAGGUCCACAAUAAAUGCUGCACUGGCCGAAAAAGUCACUUGUGAUGCCAUUUUAUUAUAUUAAUUUUGACCAGAACGGGCCUCCAUAGAUUAAGCCUUGAUAUUUUUCAGCAUGGUUCGUCACUGUCUUUGGAAAAUGUCUGCGACUCCUGGUGUAUGUAUCAAACCGGGUUUAGUUCGGCAGCCGUUGUGCCACAAAGUAAAUUUACCGAGUUGUGUAGCUCGGCGGCCGUUGUGUCACAAAGCUACCGAGUUGUGUAGCUCGGCAGUCGUGCCACAAAGUAAAUCUACCGAGAUAUGAAGCUCGGCGGCGCUAUUUACCUAUUUGAUCAUGACUUGUGAUAUUUUCGGCACCGGACAAACGAACUCUAGUCAUUAGGAAAAACUUAUAAACCACUGUCGAGUCACUGAAAUCAACACGCUCGACCAAAUAACUGGAAACGUUAUUGACGUGAGCCGCAGGGCACACAUUCCAUUGAAGGCUUUGACAGGGUUAGUGCGAGGUAGUUUCGAAAACGAAGCACUCGAAAACGAAGACCGAAGCACGAAGCACCCAAAUCUCGAAAACGAAGCACCCUAAAUCGAAAACGAAGCACCCACAACUCGAAAACGAAGACCCCUAAAUCUCGAAAACGAAGUACCCAAAACUCGAAACCACUGUAGGUUUAAUAACUUCAAGUUUACGUCUUGCAUCACGCAGUCCGAAUCAGGUGGAGGCAGCGCAUGCGUCCGCACCUCCAAAGGUCCACAAAAUCCAUCCCAAGGUUUUAUAAAAGCCUGCCAACUGUUUAACUGAACGUUUCUAGAAAGGAUAUCCUGUAUUAAUAUUAUUAUUAGUCUCGCUAUACUUGAUACAUCUUAUCUAAAUAUGCAUUUUUUCGGUACACAUACAUGCUUCUGUAGACUUCAAAACUGUCCGUCAGCAGAUUUUGGCGUAUUCAAGUACGCGUCAGCAGUAACACAAAAGGUCUGAAACGAGGCUGAAAACCGAGUGUGAGGCUCGCGCGUAUUACUCUUACGCCACGCUUUACCACGUUUUCGAGUUUUGGGUGCUUCGUUUUCGAUCUAGGGGUCUUCGUUUUCGAGUUUGUGGGUGCUUCGUUUUCGAGUUUUGGGUGCUUCGUUUUCGAGAUUUAGGGUCUUCGUUUUCGAGAUUUGGGUGCUUCGUGCUUCGGUCUUCGUUUUCGAGUGCUUCGUUUUCGAAACUACCGUGCGAGCGAAGUUUGAAUUCAGAUGUGAAAGCUUUCAAAACAGUAAACUCAAUGCAAUUCAUUUUGCCAACAAGUUGAUGAUUGGAUGCUCUUAAAAAUAACAAAGGAAAUGUCCGAAGAAAUGUUUUUGAAGAAAGAAAAAGAAUCCCGGGUUAAGCACUAAUCGGCCUUUGAGCAACUGCACCCUGUAACUCGCGUCAGUAAAACAAAAUGUUCUAUUUACACGCCCGACUCACUCUGGCCAAUUUCUCCUCCGAUUACAAGCACUUGACACCGAACCAUACGAUAUCUCUUCAAAACCUUCUAAUAACGUGAUACACAGUUUAAAUAGAAGUUUCGCUGUACGAUUUCUCUAGGGCCUUUGUCUUUUGCCUUCUCUAUGGCCUUUGCCUCUGUCCCUCAUCAAAGGCAAACUUGCCUCUUAUGGCAUUCGUGGUCAUACUUUGACCUGGAUUAAAUCUUUUAUAACAAAUCGCACACAAUCUGCAGUAGUUGGCGGGUGCCAUUCUGGGAUCUGCAGUGUUACUUUUGGCGUCCCCCUUGGAUCUGUUCUAGGCCCCCUACUCUUCUGUAUCUACAUAAACGACCUCCCCGACAAUAUCUCUUCCUAAACUCGCCUUUUUGCUGAUGACUUCAUAAUCUAUCUUGAACUUUCCUCCACUACGUCACCUCAACAAUUCCAGUCUGAUCUAGAAUUCCUCUCCCUAUAGGCUGCAAAUGGCAAAUGCGUUUCAUUCGCAGCAAGUGUUAUAGGCGGAUUCAUCGUGAAGUCAUUGUUUACAUUUUUGCUCUUUGCAAUCAAUAACAAAAAAAAAAAAAUAGCAGCAAUUAAAAUCUGCAAAAUUACUGGGUGGUAAAACGUUAAUGAGCCUAUACAUUCUUUGUAAAUUUUGGGGUUUUUCAAAAGGAAUUUCUCCGAAACGAUUUGGUACAUCGGGCUCAAAUUUUCAGAGAUAACUGAAAUUAGCUGAAAUUAGCCUGGCUACUUCAGUUGGGAGAGCGCCUUUGAAAUGACAUCUGCAAAUGGUUAGACUUUCUAGUCUUCUCGGAUAAGGACGAAAAAAACCGUGAGUCCCGUCUCGCAGCACUUUUACUGAUUUGUUCUUGGGGGACGUAAAAGAACCCAUAUCACUAUUCAAAACAGAGUAGGGGUCGUAGACCCCGGUGGUGUCGUCAACCUGUACGGGUUGUGGGAUUGGGUAGGGAUGCCACCUCGCAUGGGACCUGAGUCCCGUUCGUGCACAUUCUCUCUGGGCAGGCCUGUGUCCAGAAAAGCUGGUAACAAAAAGAAAAAAAAAUUGUUAUGCUCUUUCAAUAUUCAAAAAUUUCAUUUUAUUAGCUUCAUCAGACAAUGAUUGGCUUAUGCUAAUGAGGCAAAAAAUGUAAACAAGGAUUCGCCUAUAUAAUGCAUAUCACCCGUGGCAGACCCCCAGUCAUCACCACUUACUUCCUGAAUGGCCAGGCUCUUGAAGUGGCUGAUUCACACCCUUACCUCGGUGUUCUAUUAUCUCAUCUGACUUGCGUCUUAAUAAACAUUGUGACUAUGAUGUAAAUAAGAGCACUCAUAUUCUCAAUUUUAUCUCUCGCAACUUUUCGCAACUUUUUUCAUUGUACGGGUGAGACUAAGGCCAAACUAUAUCUCACCCUUGUACGUUGGACCCUUGAGUAUGCUUGCUGUGCUUGGGAUCCUUAUACCCAGCGCAACAUUUCCAGCCUGGAAAAAGUUCAGCAGAGAGCUGCCCGCUUCGUCUUCCGUGACUAUUCCCGCAAAUCAAGCGUCUCUUGCAUGUUGAGUGUCCUCGGCGCGCGAAGUCUCCCCUGGGAACCGUUCUAAUUAUAAAUCUACUCGGGAAAGAGUUGGCUCCAAGGGCUUGUGUGGGAGAUGGAGGCUCUAUUUGAUGGGCUCCUGGUGUCCUGGAUUGCUCAUUACUCUCUGAGGGUCGUGAGUGUCAACGACUCAACUUUUUUUUUUAAGGCGUCCCACAAACCUAAUGAUAUAGGCCUUUCGAAGUAUGUAUCCCUUUCUCACUCACGCACUAGACGCUCACACAAAAUGAAACACUACGAGCCUCAGCGCUCCGGAAGUUAAAAAAUUCGUACCGUCUGGUUGCUACGAAGUGACGUAAUAAUCCAGUUGAGUAUCCAUCACCGUAACACUUUUGCGGUCAACUGCCGAAGCGCUCGUAAAGUACUUUAAUUAAAACCGUGUUCAAAACCCUGUAGGAAGUCUGUUUAUUUUUGAGUCGAUUAAAGCACUGCUGACUUUCACAAGGUCAACUUUUGCAUAAAUCAUCAAACAUUAUGUUAAGCGGGAAAUCUACCUAUGGUUCGCGGGAGAAGCAACUUCUAUAGCGGCGCAAGACAAAUGUUUCGAGAGUCGAGGAUGUGCUCACAAACUAUUCACUAUGCGACGAAAGGAGAAAUCACUGGCAUGAUAGCUGCAUGUAAUGGUAAUUUUAUCAAUCCAGGUCGCGCCGUGUUCGCUCGAGAACGCUGUGACAACCUCGUUUGGCGCGCUUCUCAAUACUUCCAAAACAUCUUGUAAUCGGUAAGUAGACUUAAGCACUUAGUAUCGCCAAGCCAUUCGAAUCAGUGUAUACCCAAUUCUUUGUCUGAAGAUUCUCGCAAACACAUAUACCAAGUAAAUCUGGAUGGAAAAGGAAAUUGUCCCCUUAAACGCAGCCAGAUUAUAUUUUGAAGGAUGGCGGCACAAUUCAACGCGUCUUCCAGGUCAGCCCUAAUUUAUAGUUCGUAAGAGUAUAAAUUGCGAUCUCCCUAUUUUCGCUAAAGUUUCCUUUGAUAAAACUUCAGUAGAAACAAAUCAACGCAGACAUGACAUUCUCCUGCAUGAGACACAAUCGGCUGAAGGAAAUAUCUGUUUACAAGUCGGGUAAAUUAUCCAUUCUUGCGCACCGCAAAAUCAGCUAAAAUCAGUCGCUGGAAACCUGGCGUAUUAUUAAGCCUGAGCGCUUCUAAGAAUAACACGUUUAGAACUUCGACGCGUAGAAAAAAACGGCAGUUGUUCUAUAUCCUUUCUGGUUCAUCCAGGUAGAAGUCCUGGCAUAUUAUUAUGCCUGAGCGCUUCUAGGAUAUAUAACACGUUUAGCGUUUCAACUCGUAGCAGUGAAAAAAAAUUAGGCAGUUGUUCUAUAUCCUUUCUGGUUCAUCCAGGUAGAAGUCCUGGAAUAUUAUUAUGCCUGAGCGCUUCUAGGAUAUAUAACACGUUUAGCAUUUCGACCCGUAGCCGUAAAAAAAAAUUUAGGCAGUUGUUCUAUAUCCUUUCUGGUUCAUCCAGGUAGAAGUCCUGGCAUGAGAUCAUUAUGCCUGAGCGCUUCUAGGAUAUAUAACACGUUUAGCAUUUCGACCCGCAGCCGUCAAAAAAAAUUCAGGCAGUUGUUCCAUAUCCUUUCUGGUUCAUCCAGGUAGAAGUCCUGGCAUAUUAUUAUGCCUGAGCGCUUCUAGGAUAUAUAACACGUUUAGCAUUUCAACCCGCAGCCGUAAAAAAAAAAAAAAAAAAAAAAUUAGGCAGUUGUUCUAUAUCCUUUCUGGUUCAUCCAGGUAGAAGUCCUGGCAUGUUAUUAUUAUGCCUGAGCGCUUCUAGGAUAUAUAACACGUUUAGCGUUUCAACCCGUAGCCGUAAAAAAAAAAAUAAAAUUUAGGCAGUUGUUCUAUAUCCUUUCUGGUUCAUCCAGGUAGAAGUCCUGGCAUAUUAUUAUGCCUGAGCGCUUCUAGGAUAUAUAACACGUUUAGCAUUUCGACCCGUAGCCGCAAAAAAAAAAUUAGACACUUGUUCUAUAUCCUUUCUGGUUCAUCCAGGUAGAAGUCCUGGCAUGUUAUUAUUAUGCCUGAGCGCUUCUAGGAUAUAUAACACGUUUAGCAUUUCAACCCGUAGCCGUGAAAAAAAAAAAAAUUUAGGCAGUUGUUCUAUAUCCUUUCUGGUUCAUCCAGGUAUAAGUCCUGGCAUGUUAUUAUUAUGCCUGAGCGCUUCUAGGAUAUAUAACACGUUUAGCGUUUCAAUCCGUAGCCGUAGAAAAAAAAUGAAAUUUAGGCAGUUGUUCUAUAUCCUUUCUGGUUCAUCCAGGUAGAAGUCCUGGCAUAUUAUUAUGCCUGAGCGCUUCUAGGAUAUAUAACACGUUUAGCAUUUCGACCCGUAGCCGCAAAAAAAAAAUUAGACACUUGUUCUAUAUCCUUUCUGGUUCAUCCAGGUAGAAGUCCUGGCAUGUUAUUAUUAUGCCUGAGCGCUUCUAGGAUAUAUAACACGUUUAGCAUUUCAACCCGUAGCCGUGAAAAAAAAAAAAAUUUAGGCAGUUGUUCUAUAUCCUUUCUGGUUCAUCCAGGUAGAAGUCCUGGCAUGAGAUCAUUAUGCCUGAGCGCUUCUAGGAUAUAUAACACGUUUAGCAUUUCAACCCGUAGCCGUAAAAAAAAAAAUUAGGUAGUUGUUCUAUAUCCUUUCUGGUUCAUCCAGGUAGAAGUCCUGGCAUGAUAUCAUUAUGCCUGAGCGCUUCUAGUAUAUAUAACACGUUUAGCGUUUCAACCCGUAGCCGUGAAAAAAAAAAUUUAGGCAGUUGUUCUAUAUCCUUUCUGGUUCAUCCAGGUAGAAGUCCUGGCAUGUUAUUAUUAUGCCUGAGCGCUUCUAGGAUAUAUAACACGUUUAGCGUUUCAACCCGUAGCCGUAAAAAAAAAAAUAAAAUUUAGGCAGUUGUUCUAUAUCCUUUCUGGUUCAUCCAGGUAGAAGUCCUGGCAUAUUAUUAUGCCUGAGCGCUUCUAGGAUAUAUAACACGUUUAGCAUUUCGACCCGUAGCCGUAAAAAAAAAAUUAGGCAGUUGUUCUAUAUCCUUUCUGGUUCAUCCAGGUAGAAGUCCUGGCAUGUUAUUAUUAUGCCUGAGCGCUUCUAGGAUAUAUAACACGUUUAGCAUUUCAACCCGUAGCCGUGAAAAAAAAAAAAAUUUAGGCAGUUGUUCUAUAUCCUUUCUGGUUCAUCCAGGUAGAAGUCCUGGCAUGUUAUUAUUAUGCCUGAGCGCUUCUAGGAUAUAUAACACGUUUAGCCUUUCAACCCGUAGCCGUGAAAAAACAUUAGGCAGUUGUUCUAUAUCCUUUCUGGUUCAUCCAGGUAGAAGUCCUGGCAUAUUAUUAUGCCUGAGCGCUUCUAGGAUAUAUAACACGUUUAGCAUUUCGACCCGUAGCCGUAAAAAAAAAAAAAUUAGGCAGUUGUUCUAUAUCCUUUCUGGUUCAUCCAGGUAGAAGUCCUGGCAUAUUAUUAUGCCUGAGCGCUUCUGGGAUAAAUAGUAGCAGUUUGACCCGUAGAAAAAACAAACUCAGCCGUUCAUUUUGUAGCAGAUAUUUAAGCGUUUUUGUCUGUGUUAGCAAUGUGAUCGACUUUAUACGCAGACCUUAAGGUGGCUCGAUACAGUUUUUCGGGGUCAAUACCUCUCAAGUGUGAGCAUAAACUACGUCGCCAAAAACAAAGUUUUGGAAAAAUUGCCACCACAGUUGUAUUAGAGAAUGAUGAAAAUUUGUUAUGAUCAGUGUUGCAACGGCAUCGGAGUUGUCAUAGCAACAAAACGACGCUAUUGCCUAUUUUACUUGCAGCAGUAUAUCUCGGCACUGGGAACUGUUCUUCGAAAAGCAUUCACGGGAGCUUUUUCCUCCAAUAGCAGCCUCGAUGUUCGUGAAGUUUAAGCGAAAUCUGUAAGAGCGUUAUCGAGAUAUUUUGCGAUAAUGUUUUUAUUGUUAGAAACACAGUAAAAAAUGGACAAUAUUGUUGUUUGGCCGUAAUCUGUAGAAAAUGAGGCGCUUUUGACACGCAAUUUCACCUGAUAGUAGUUUCAAUCUUUUUAAAAACGUAUGUGAAAGAUCAAGGAGAUAGCUCCAGCCGAUUGCUAGAAAGAAGAGUUUGAUUAGUAUGUAUCGAAGCGCUCUUGUUAGCGGCUUUGUAAACAUUUUGGUCUUCUUUAACAAAUGAGCGAAUAAUUUUUAAGCCGCUCGAUAGAUUUUUUUAAAAAUUUAAGAUUCUUGAGAUUAACCUUCCUUUUAUAUAACCUUUUAGUUUCAAGAUUAUUGAUAUGUUGUAAGGCAGUAAAAUAAGGGCUACAAUUCGUUACUUUUUUAUCGGAAGUUUCGUCAUUAUAAGUGAAAGCCUCUAAUUAUUCAAGGCAUUGUCUCCAAGUUUCAUUUUCACGUGAACAGCAGUAACUAACAAUGCAUUUAAAAUAUGCAAAAAUGCUAGCUUUUGUUGUGCACGAAAAUAUGAAACUUGGACACAAUACCCUGAAUAAUGAGAGGCUCACACUUGUAAACACAAAAUUUCUGCCAAAAUAUUAGCGAAUUGUAGCCCUUAUUUUACUGCCUUACAAUAUAUCAAUAAUCUUGAAACUAAAAGGUCACAUAAAAGGAAGGUUAAUCUCAAGAAUCUUAAUUUUUCUAAAAAAUCUAUCGAGCGGUUUAAAAAUUAUUCGCUAAUUUGUUAAAGUAGACCAAAAUGUUCAUAAAACCGCUAACAAGAGCGCUUGGAUACAUACUAAUCAAAUCCUUCUUUCUAGCAAACGGCUGGAGCUAUCUCCUUGAUCUUUCACACACGUUUUUAAAAAGAUUGAAACUACUAUCAGGUGAAAUUGCGUGUCAAAAGCGCCUCAUUUUCUACAGAUUACGGCCAAACAACAAUAUUGUCCAUUUUUUACAGUAUUUCUAACCACAAAAUCUUUAUCCCAAAAUAUCUCGAUAACGCUCUUACAGAUUUCGCUUAAACUUCACGAACAUCGAGGCUGCUAUUGGAGGAAAAAGCUCUCGUGAAUGAUUUUCGAAGAACAGUUCCCAGUGCCGAGAUAUACUGCUGCAAGUAAAAUAGGUAAUAGCGUCAUUUCGUUGCUAUGACAACUCUGAUGCCGUUGCAACACUGAUCAUACCAAAUUUUCAUCUUCAUCUAAUACAACUGUGGUGGCAAUUUUUCCAAAACUUUGUUUAUGGCGACGUAGUUUAUGCUCAAACUUGAGAGGUAUUGGCCCUGAAAAACUGUAUCGAGCCACCUUAAUAAUGUGUUUUUUCUUUGACGGCACUGAAUAAUUUUAGCCGAAACCUGAGCCGUACAUUUGUUGAAUGCCACGCUUUAAUUAAAUUUCUCGCCCUAGAAUGAUGACAUGAUGGCGCGAAAAUUGACGCCUCUAUCGUAUUAGAUGCGAAAUAUGAUCAGAGAUAAAUGGAAUAGUGAAUGUUACAAGCUUCUGAGUAUCCAGCUGAGAUAGGGGACUUUCUCAGCUAGAUAAACAAAAUUUUUUUGAUUGCUAAGAAGGUGCGGCUCGUUAUGUUAAUCACCUCCCUGCGCGAACUGAUAUUUUUAAAUGUUCCUUUUUCCACGUACUACUUCAAUAUGGGACAGCCUUCCUCAGGAGAUAGUUCAUGCUACAUGCCCAGCAUCCUUUAGCGCAGGGGUAUGUGCGUGGCGCGAGAGUUCGUCUUUCUAAUUUAAAUAAUUCAGUUAGUUGACUGAAUUUCACUAUAUUAAUUUGAUCCCAGUUUGUAGUCGUUAUUUGCAGCCUACAAAUUGUUUAUAUAUGUUGUAAUGUAAUGUAUUUAAUAUUUACUUUAUUUAUUUAGUUAGUUAUUUUCAUACGGGUUGUACUGUAUGCAAUAAGCGUUACCGAUUAAUAAAACAGAAACAGAAACAAACAUUUUCACACUCACGUUCUACAGUUACCUGUGAAGAGGGAAUAGACCAGCACAGAAUUUAACAGAAUUUAAUUGUCGUGGAAUUUCUGUAAUCGUCUACCCUGCGAGCAGUGUGAGCUAUGCAUUUAACUCACUCUGCGAAAAUGUAGCCUCUGCUCGACUGAGAGCCUGUUUUAAGUAAGCUUCCAUCGUUCUGCUGAUAAGCUAGCUUGGUUUACUCGUUCGCUUAGGAAAUCUUGCUUGCGAGUGGACUGAGUCUUAUAUUCACGACCCAAAAGUGCCUCAUUUUAAAAUCGUUUACAAUCAAACAGGGGUACUGUACAGUACCCAACGACCAGGGACCGCGCAGCAAGUUUUCGAGUGGGGGGGCUAAAGAAGAAUGCGUGAAGGAAAAUGUUUGGGGGGGCCGGGGGGGGCAUGCUUGUGGAUUUUUAUUCAAUUUCUCUAAAGUGACGGAGAAUGCGAAUAACGAUAAAACUAUUGAUUUUUUUCCACAUCUUCCCUGAUGUUGCUAUCGGGUCUGAAAAUUCACCAUCACUAAAUUGAAAUCUCAUAGAUUGUUAUGUUAUACUACUGAUAUCAACCUUUAAUUACUAUAAAUAAGCCAGAAAUCCAACGAUUUUGCUUGAGCUGCCUUGAACUCAAGGCUGUAUAAUUACUGAGCAAUUAUUGCACGAGGCUGAGUAUGAUAUGAAGAGUUAUGCAGAUCGAGGGGGUUAUCCGCCAAAGCCGAAGGCUUGAGCCCGGUGGAUAACACCCUCCGAGAUCUGUAUAUCUUCAUAUCAUACGAAAGCCGAGUUCAAUAAUUGUUUAAAUAGAGAAUACUUCAUGGAAAGUGCUGGCGUACGGUAUUUACGCACGAGUUGUUGACGUAUCAGAAAUCGAACGAGUGAGCACAGCGAACGAGUAAGAUUUUUGAUACAAAAACAACGAGUGCGUAAAUACCCUACAAAGCACUUUCCAUGUGGUAUUGUGUUUAUUAUAUACAUACUCAGACAUUCAUCAUUUUGGCGGACUUUUUAUUUUAAAUCUUUCAAAAAUGCUAAAAUUUGUCGCUACACACUUACCGCAAAAUGACAACGAAAACGAAGUAUCAGCUUUUUAGUAAAAACGUUUGUUAAAAACAUAAAUGACGGUGAGGAUAUGAGGUAAUCCAAGAACUAUAAGUAAUCUUAACUGUUUUUUCUCAAUGCACAAUUAAAAAUGAGUGAAUUUAAGUAAAAUGGCCAGUUUCAAUAUAAGCUUAAGCUUAAAUGUAAAGGCAAAGUAGCUCCGACAAAAAGCACAACAAAAGCUUACGUCUCGUUCUGUUUAUCCCUUUCCGCUGUUGUUUCGCCGGCUCUCUACUGUUUUCUUUAUCGACAGUGAAACAAACGAAACUAUUUCACUCCAUUUCCGAAAUGUUUUUCACUUUUUUAGCGAGAAAAACUCUUUGAGUAAAACUUUCUCGUUGAAUCUGUGCGAAGCGGCGCUGCAAGCUGCAAUAAAAGGCGGGAAUUUUGGCGCGAAACUCACACACCUCUGUGGCUUCUGAUUGGACGUAUCAGUUUUCUCACACGUGAAAAAACAUCGUUCGCGAUUCUGAUUGGACGUAUCAUUUUUUUCACGGGUGAAAACCAUCGUUCGCUCCUCUGAUUGGCUAGAACUAAUUUGCGUACGAAAAUUUACGACAUAGCUUUUUGGUGAGUAUUUUUUAGUAUGUAUAUAAUAAUUAUUCAUUCAAAAUAUUUACACGGCAAAACAAAACGGUAACUGAAAAUAAUUUAGUGAAUGAAAAUUCAACUAUAGAACAGAUUCAGAAAAAAGUAGCAAAAAUUAUGCAGAGCUUACUCACCAGAUAAAGAAGGUUUUCCAUUUUGUUGGAAAAGUAAUCAGAAAUUUUAAGACAUCUCUUCUUUGCAUUACUAGUGGUAUGUGAAGUCUCGCCGUUCGUAUUUAUGUUGUCGUGUACCAUGUGCACUUCUUUGUUCGUAAUAACCGCCGGAUUGAAUGUUCCUUGAUGACCAGAGCUAUACACAAUUCUGCGGUUUAAGUACUUUCGAUGACAAAAUGUUUUUAUAAACAGACCGCGUUCAACAAAACUUGCAAUUGGAAUGCUCAACGAGCCGUGAAGCCUGACGUCAAAAGACGGACUUCGAGUUGAUCGAGCUAAAAUCAGGACGCACAAUAACAAGAGAAACAAUAACUUCAUGAUCUUCCAAAAAUCAAGGUUGAAACUAAUAAACAAUUUGUUUGAGAAUCGCCUUAUAAACUAAACCCAGUUAAUACUUUGGAUCGAAAUUGACCAAUUACGAAACAACACGUUUUCCUGAGAGGUCCGCAGGAAAAACAAGCCAUUUAAAAGACGUUUACCUCUGCUAGGUUAAAAGCGAAAAAAUAUUUUACAAUUGUAACGACUAAUGCUUCAUUCUGUCUAUUUAUCUGCGCGUUUGUCUUUGCCAGUAACUCUGGUCACUUUCGAAUUAAAGAUUUUUUGCUAUUUUUCACUCCGUUACUUUUGUUAAAUUAUUUUUUGUUUAAUUUAUUUUUAUUCUUGUGAAAAAGUGGGGGGGCUAAAGCCCCCCCAGCCCCUCCCUCUGCGCGGUCCCUGACGACGGUUUCCUCCUAAAUACAUUGAAAACACUUUUUAGGCUAUCCAGAGUUCUUUUUUUAGAUCUCUAGAAAUGCAUUCUGAGGGUCGCUAUAAAAUUUGUAUCUGUUCGGUCAUCCUAGAGCAACUUGAGUCUCUUCGAAAUUAUUAGGGUUUCAGUAUAUUACUUUCCCGAAAAUGGUAGUUGCAAUUCAACGUUUUACGAAAGUGAGAAUUUUUGUAAUUCCUCUCUAGCCUGCGUAGGAUGGCGGUUUUGUCACGAAAGCGCGCGCGAAUAUUGUUUGCGCGCCCAACCAAAACCGCUAUGCUACGCUGGUUAAUUUCUCUCUCCGUUAUCGUAUUUUUGAAACCAAAAAUUUUAGGUUUCCUUUUUACUACGAAAAAAAGCCCAAUGUUAGGUUAAUUUUUCACAUUUCACUCCUAACAUUGGGCUUUUUUUCGUAGUAAAAAGGAAACCUAAAAUUUUUGGUUUCAAAAAUACGAUAACGGAGAGAGGAAUUAACCAGCGUAGCAUAGCGGUUUUGGUUGGGCGCGCAAACAAUAUUCGCGCGCGCUUUCGUGACAAAACCGCCAUCCUACGCAGACUAGAGAGGAAUUACAAAAAUUCUCACUUUCGUAAAACGUUGAAUUGCAACUACCAUUUAAACUUAACAGUUGGAGAGCUUGCCAGACACGAGUUUAUCAUUCCCAAACUGUCUUUAUUAAUAACUUCAUCUGCGCCUAACGAGUGUCGUUCAAAACAGCUUUAGUCCAUAACAUUCAAAACUGUAGAGCAUCCUAUACAAGCUGAUAAAACCAGACAAAAUAGAACAAUAUCUUUUGGCUGUGCAUGUGCGGCUAGAGGUCUCUUGUAUUUAUUGUUUAGUGCCGGCAGAACUGUGAAUUAGGAGCACCCAACGACUGUUUUCUGUAAAAUAUCUGUUCGGAGAAGCAAAUAUUGCCUAGAACUUUCUGUAACUUGAGCACGGCUAAAAAUUUCUAGAUGGCGGUUCCAUUCAGGUACAAUUUUCGAAGCUUUUCCAAUAAACCCGCUACGAUUUUCUGAAGUCCAAUUUUUCACAUUUUACUCCACAGGUUGGGCUAUUUUUCGUAGUAAAAAGGAAGCCUAAAAUUUUCGGAUUCAAAAACGCGAUGUAAAGAGGAAUUAAAAAAAUUCUCACUUUCGUGGGUCGUUAAAUUGCAUCUAAAAUUUUCGGGAAAGUAAUACUGGAGCCCUAAUAAUAAUUUCGAAAAGACUCAAGUUCCCCUAGGAUGACCGAACAGAUACAAAAAUUUUAUAGUUCCACAAAGCAUGCAUUUCUAGAGAUCUAAAAGUGCUCUGGAUAGCCUUAAAAAGUGUUCUCAAUGUAUUUUGGAGGAAACCGUCGUUGGGUGCCCCUGUGUGAAUGGCCGGCCUAUAGUUUGCAUUACUCAAUUCGUCAUCUUUUUUAAAUAGUGGAGUAUUCUGAUCCAUUUUCCAUGAGGCUGGAUGUUUUCCACGGGCUGCAUAUUUUUCAUGAGGCUGUCAUAAUGAAAGUAGACGAAUCUUUUCGUAUGCAGACAAAGGGUCUAUCAUCUUGACACCCGACUGAACUAGUAUCGCUUAAAAUGUUGUAUUCGUUCAUUCCAGCACACAGAUACCUGUGGGUAAGGUUUAAAUUUCCCCCAAGUUAUAUAACUUCUUUCCUAUUGAUCACAGCUGCAUUUUUUUAUUUUUAAAAGGAUCCUUAUUGUCCGAUGUUUUGACGAUAAAGCCAGACCUGAUAGAACAAAUGGCGCUGUUCCUGGACAGGGAAAUGAGGCUAAUACCCAACUGGAAGCACUUUUCCAAUGAGCUGAAAGUAGACGUAAAUGUAAUCAACCGCUUGGAGCAGUACGCUGACUUCAGUCCAACAAUUCGACUUUUUGAAUAUCUAGAGACUGCACAACCAAACCUGAGCAUUCAACAACUGAAACAGGCCUGUUUGGACAUCAGGAGGAACGACUUGUUUAGUCUACUAACAACAACAGGUUUGCCUCUGUGUGAUUUCAGCGUUGUUUUAACCCCCUGGACCGCCCGAAACCACCCGUUCGAAUCCCCCGGGGGUGGGGGGGGGGGGGAUACUCCGGAUUUCAAGUGACAGGGACAAGGUUUGAAAUUUUCGAUUCCAGGUUUUUUUGGGUAGUAAAAUUUGGCAAGUAUUUUGUUGGGUGGCCUGAUUUAAGCAGGAAUUUUUUUGGCUAUUCAGAACAUGAUAAAGUCUACGUAUCCUGGCCGCGUAAUAUUGCCAUUUAAGUACAACCAAAUUUGUUUUCCUUUCUGGAGAUUUUUAAGGCUCAGAAAUUCGGCAUGGGAUUUUUUUGGGUUUUUAUAUUUAGCCCCAUUCAAUCAUCCCUGUCACUUGAAAUCCGAAGUUUCCCCACCCCCCUGGGACGAAUUCUCGUCCCUUCUACCGAUUGUGACGUCAUCAGUUUAAUGGUCAAGGAUUGAAACCAUGUCCAAUAUGAGCACGACUCGGUCAACGACACCGGAGAAUGAGGCAAAAACUCGUGACCUGAAAAUUUCUGUGAAAAUCUUGUUCCACUACCCACCUACCUUCAUUUCAUUUAAUCCUAAAGUCCUAACAGCUUUUCCUGCCAAAAUAAAGCCUACCCAAAUUCCAGCAAUAUAAUAAAAUUAGGCAACAAAAAGCGAAAAAAGUUGAGAGGAGAGAAAGCGAAAAGUAAAAGUCAAGACUGCUGUGAAAAAUCUCGACAUUUUGCUUUCUGCGCAUGCCCGAACUUUGCAGGCUAAUAUUUUGCGUCUGGAUCAGGGCCACCAAAUGUGCGACCUGUAAACGGCUUUGUGGUAAGUUGUAGCUCGUUAUAGCACGAUAGUGACCAGAAAACCGCUCCACUAGCUUCAAAACGGGUUUUUCGGCAAAAUUUCCAAUGGGCGAAUGGGUUAAACUGAACCCGUAUAUUAUAUGUCACAUAGAUGGUCAUUUGUACUUAAACUGUAUACUUGACUAUUUGGUUUUCUGAUUUAUUAGCGGAUCUUCCGAGGGUAGGCGAGCCUCCCUUACUACAGAAAUUGGAAACGUAUCGAUGCAAGGGAAUUUGGUUACAAUGUCAGCGUACGCCCGCUCGCCCGCCCGUACAGACUCGGGAGGUAAAAUAGGGGAGACUCAACGGGGAAAGAGCAUUAAUGUGUCAGACUAAAGGUGUCAAACUGAAGUUUUCUUGGUUUUGAUAUGCCACCAUGAACCAAUUUGUAAAUUCUCAUUGGCCAGCAACAUUUGAUGCUCGAUUUCAUUGGCUCUUUUACCACAUAAGAGAGUUAACGUUUAUUCUAACGAAGGACUCGUAGCUUAACAUUUGCUAGCCUGAGUCUCCCUGCCUGAAUGCCCUGCACAACACUUACCCGCGCAGUUUGCGUAGACUAAUAAAUUUUAGUAUAUAUAGACUCAGUGAUCUUGGUGAUUCAAGCAAUCUGAUUGGUUCGCUAUCUCGGACUAUAACGUUAUAUUCACCGCGCUAGGCGGUGAAUAUAAAGCAAAACAAAAUAGCUGUCCGGAACUGGGUGUUUUGCCAAAUUUCAGAGUAAGAACUUUUUUAAAAUACAAGAAUAUCCCAGAGCUGAUUGUUUUGAAGUUAAGAAAUGACUCCAUACUGAAACAGCGUGAUUUUAUUGCGAAGUGAUUGACUGUAGUUGACUUUCAUACGCUCGAAGCAAUGUUUUUAUUGACCACUACGUACAGAGGAAAAGGAGGCCGCUUUGUCACUGUUUUGUGAACUCGAGAUUUCCUCGCAAGACCAAGUUAAUUUAUGGAGAAAAAAAGGAAAUAUUUUCGAGAACUGUACCUGCCAGCAAGUUAACAUGGCAAGGAACACUGCACUGCAGAUAAACAACGCUCUCCUCGAUCGUAGCCGCUGUUGACAGCAUUUGCAAGAAGCGACAAAAAAACUGUCUCAUUCACGGUGAGUUGACAGAAGCAAAUAAAGCUCUGUGUUUCUUCUCAGAAAGGGGAGGUAUUUAAACUUUCAACGUUUAUUUUUUCAAUCAUUGAUGCUAAAGCUUACAAAAAAAUUAAAACUAUGAUUUGUCAUGUUUGAAAAUACAGCUGUAAAGAUCCAAAUGUUGUGCAUCUGCUGUUUACGGCUACAUGUUGACCCAUGAAUUCAUCCGUGAAUCAAACUAAUCGUUUUCUUCAUGGUUUCCUUUUUGGUUUUGUUGAGAUCACUUCGUGUGUAUAUACUUAAACAAUUAUUCACCUCAGGCUCGGUUAAUACUGUUGAAUAAUCCUCUCGACUUCGUCUCGGGGAUUAUUCAACAAUAUUAACUUCGCCUUCGGCGAAUAACUGUUAAAUAUAUUAUCACAGACUGAGAGAAAGUGACGUUUAGACAUACUCUUUACCUUGUUGUUAUACAAUUCAACAAAUAUAAUUCUUGAUUAUCUAAAAAAACUAGAGGCAAGCGGAGCAAAUAAAACCUUUACCGUACAGUGCGAAAAAGCGAAAUCAAUAUAGUGUAAUAUGUAGUGUUUUCAUUUUUCUCGUUUUCUAUACUUUCCGUUCUCCUCACGCCUUGUUUUGCACCUGACGCACUUGGUGUACACUAGCGCUGGAGUCAUUGACUUGAUGUCACUUGAACGGUUUUUGUACCUACUAUAAGGAAGGGUUUAUUACAGCACACAGUUGACAAUGAAGUGUCCGCAUUGAAGGGAUUGACUUUCUAUCCGGAGAAUUUGUUUAUUGGGCGAGAAACAAGUGUCCGUCGUCCGCAUUAAUGGGUGUGAAUUUAGAGAAAAUAUAAAGGCUUUCCCCGGGGACAGAGAAAGCUGUUCGUGUCCGUAAGAAGUGGGUGUCCGAAAGUGUGGUUCAACUGUAAUUAACAAAAUUUCAAAUUUUAUCCUUUCUCUGCAGCUGCCCUCGGCGACUCUGAGUUGGUUAGUGAGGCAAUCACAUCACGACAUUCAGUAGCUCCUUCACCCAAUGUCAGUCUUUUAGAUGAAAUAGCUUUGAAACUCGAUGUACAGUCCAUGACUUUAGCAAACUGGGGCAGCUUGGCGUUAAAGCUUGGAGUGCCAAGAAAAACUUUUAAACUGUUUGAAAGACGUUCAACGCAGAGCCCAACCAACCAAUUGUUUGAGUAUUUAGGAAGCACUUGUCCACAUAUGACUGUAAAGACUCUAGAGGAAGCAAUGAAAAAAAUGGAAAGGAAAGAUUUGCUUGCAAUUUUACACGAAAAGAGCCCUCAAGGUAAGUUAAACAGCUUUCUUAGAGGACAACAAAUGACAACAAUUUUCCACCAUGUUAAUAUGUGACGCUAUUCGGCAAAGAAAAAGAAUGUUAAUUACAGAAAUGGUCCACGCGAAUCGCUACUGACGUUAUUACUCACAUUUUGCUUCAUCAGGAGCAUACGAUCUUCCAUUAUAUUUAGAAAAGAAAUGAUACUGAAUUUGUUGAGCUUCUUAUAUUCUGCAAUCUGUGAAUUUCUAAGCUCCUUAAAGUACAAUGUAAGAAAUUAUCAACCACAACCGAUUAUAACUCGACUAAAAAAUUUUCUCGGCAAGUGAUUGUAAGUUCUAAUUUCAUUAUUUCACGCCGGUCUUAUCCAAGGACUCUUUGUUGCUGGAUUCUGGAUUCUUAGAAUGGCCAGUGUGGAUUAUCUAAUCGAUCGUAAGCAGUCAGAUUGAAAUUAAGCACAAUUCCUUGACAUGAACUUAACUUGUUCUUCUUAGUGACUAGUCUUCAUAGUGGGAAUUCAUUCCGGCAUGCGUACGCUAAGUGUCUAAGUUGGGGCCCUGGCUGUUUAUGAUAAUGAUGAGUGAAUCGAUGUUUAGAAAUGAAGUCGAGGCUCCACUAACGGCCAACUCUCCACAAAGGCCACCUGUCUACAACGGUCACUUUACUUUGUCCCGCCGGACAGUCCAUACAUUGACUCUUGUUAAAACCUCUCUACAACGGCAACGGCCACUAAGCUGCGGCCCUAACUGCCUAAAUAACCUCUUGCCAACGGCCAGUUUUUUCAAUGACUGACGAACAAGUCACGGACGGUCACGAAAUUGCAUCCGUAUGGAGCUUAUAUGAUCAAUCGCGCAAGUCUUACCGGAUAAAAUGUAAAUACCGUACUUUUUUGUAAGACAUCUCGCUCAAACAGGCAACCCUUAACAACUUUAUUUCACUUAAAAGGAAAUAAAAUAUCUGCAAUUCUAAACGCGAAAUGAUGCAGUAAUAGACAUUUGUCUUUGGAACAUUACGUUUCUGCACGGGCGUUCUUAGACAUUUUUUGUUUGUAAGCCUUGGUGGAGCAUAUUAGGGAGAGAGACAAUAUAGGCGCGUUAGCGCCCAUUUAGGAGAGCCCAAGGCGCGACAUGCUAGGGGAGUCCGGGAACAUGCCCUCCUGGAAAAUUGUGAAAAUUCAGGUACUCUGAGAAGUAAUCUGGUGCAAUCUGGGCGCUUAAAUUAAUUGGCAAAUGCCAGGAUUCCAUAUUGAACAAGAAAUAAUUGAAUAUUUAGCAAAAUGCAGCCAGCUGUGGUUGUUCUCAACAACAGCAACAACGUAAUGACCUGACUACCGACGCAUUAAGUGCAAAGAUAACUGAAAUCUUGGUGGAACUCAAAGAAAUUCGAAAGCAAGACGUCUGUUCUUUUUUGCGCAAAAUUCGAGAGUCAAGGUUUCUACAUCAAUGGCUAUGUCUCUGUAAGCAUGCAUCAGGGCAAGUGCUGCGAGUCGCUCUGUUUUCAUCGUGGAACGUAAGUACGUCUUCACUCUGUGCAUCGUGCUAAAAAAUCGUUCGGGGGUAGCAGUUGACACUGGCAUUGUCAGGAGGAUGGUAAUAAUUGUGACCUCGGAUAAAGGUCCUUAUUAGCGUGUUGGAGUGUCUCUGUGAGUGUCACUGGUUUUUCAUCAGUUGAAUGAGACCACUUUGUUUGCCACUUUCAUUGCCAAAGUCUCUAUUCUCUGAAAGAUCAGUUUUGUAGGUUUCAUAAAGCUUAUCUUGUACUCCGCUUUUGAAAGCAUUCAGUUUUGCUAGAACAAAAUAUUGAUGAGGAUACCUAUUUGCCGAGUUGGGAUUCGAGUAAGAGUAUAAGUAGUAGGGUAGGGACCGGUUAGUCCGUUUUUUUUGUGGAUUUAAUUUACUUUUUGAGUGGCAUAAAGUAACGUUUAUGACGUCAUACAUGUCAUUAAGAUAGUAUGAUGUCAUAGUUUAUUUUCAGUUGGCAAGAAGCAAGUGACGUCAGAAUACCCUAGGGUUGACGUCAUCAAAAAAUGUUGAGAUCAUAAUCUAUAAAUAGAAAAGUGAUACAUUCCUACUUGGUCAUGAUGAUGUCAUAGUUUAUUCAAAUUAUGUGUGUCAUAUCCUUAUUUGGAUAUCAUAAUGGCCAAUCCUACUAUAGACACUUCUACGUCCGGCGGCUCAUGGUGGAUCGUGUGGAUCCACCGAUGGGGUGACGUCAUAGAUAAUAAUAGGUCAAUAGAGCCUGGGUUAUGACGUCAGAGACGCAAAGGAUGGGUUGUGUUCGAAUAUAAACAAAACCCAGGCACAAAAUGUAGCUUAAACUUUUUAUUUCAAUCAUGAUUGGCCAUUAACAAAACGGUUUUGGAGAGUAUUGUGAGCAUCUGACUCAUUCGCUUUCUCGUGCACUAAGAGUGUUCUCGAUAUAUAAUCCGUCCGUGCCAACACAAUUUCCCUAUAGAGAUCCCUAUAUAGCCUAACUGAGCCAACUGUUCUACUUACUUUGUUUCUUGCGGUUUGGGUUGUUCUUUGUAGUUUUUCUUUUAGCUUUUGCUUCAAAAGGCGCUUCAUUUCUUUGUGAUCUUGACAGUUCGUACACCGUUUCUUGUGUCUGUACUGGAUUGCAAGCCAGAGUAGUAUGAUUUUUUCUUGAAUUAUCUGCUGCACUUUCGUAAACGACGACUUUAACUUUAGGUUGCAGUUUCGCCCCUUGUAAAUACUAUCUUCGCUGUAUGUAGUGUUACAAAUUAAAUCCGCGUUGCCGAUAGCAAUGCGUCCCCUAAAUUCCCUAAGGGUAUUUUGCAUUCUAGCGCAAUGUUUAAAAAUUCAGUUUGAGCUAGCAGUGGUCAUGAACAGAAGAAUUCAGAUUUAGAAACGAAGAUCCGGAGAUUCACGCUAGUGUAAGUAGUUUUUUCUAAGAGUUUUUUCAUUCUUUGAGCGAAUAUCUUAUCAGGAUAUUUGGGUUUUUCCUUUUUCAGCGAAUCAUUCUGUCACACUAUUAAUCCUCGAAAUGUAGAAGUGAAAGAGGCGAGCCGAUUUCAACGCGUGAAUACUAAUUAACUUGAACUGUAGAAUACUGAGACACUGAGAAUUAAAUAAUGAAUCUUGAAGAACAGCGAAAAGACGACAACAUGUAGUCUAACUGAUCAACACCCGCGAGAUGAUUAGCUAAUCUGACAAGGUACUUCGCCCCGCAACCUGGUUUUAUGGCUGAACACAAAUGACAUCUAUUUCGCAAAUAGUCAGGUUAUAUAAUGGGUCAGAAAUGCCAAAGUCAGGCCAAGAAAGCCUAAAUCGGGCCAAAAUAGCCAAAACCAUGCCUAAAAUGAAGAAAAGUACCCUCGGCCAUAUUCUGCUGACCGUUUUGUCCGUUCUAUCCCAAGGAAGUGACUAACUACUGAAGUCUUGUUUCAUACUCCGUUAAAGUCAGUUAAUUAUGCGAGUAAAGGAGGCUGUGCUGACAUUUUGCAUACAAAUUGGCCCUACAGUGAAACCCAAGGGACAGCCUUGACUUAUUAUUAUAAAAACACAAAAACAGUAAAAAAUAGGAAGGAUCAAUUGAAACACGCGACUAAUAAAUGCUGGCAAUAGAACCAGAGAGGUUUCUUAAGACGCAAGCAAUCAAGCUAAUGGCUCUUUAACAAUUCCAAAAAGGGCAAAUCCUAACUAGAAUCCAACUCGAAAAUGCAACUGAAAUCCCCACUCGAAAUCCUAACUUGGAAGUUAGUAUAUAUCAUUUAUGAUUAGAUUACAUUUUAGGCUACAGUAAGCACAAACUUGGCACAAUAAUCAUGUUGUACUCUCUCCCUCUCCCCGCUUCCCCCAACCCCCACUUUCAAAAAAAGCAGUUGUAAUAUAUCCCCAAGGUGGCCGUUUUGGAGAGGUUCAACUGUAGUUAUUAACAACUCUAUAAUUGUAUUUGCUUUAUCGAGGUGAAAUAUUCAUAAAGGAUGUCAUGCCCCCUGGGUCAGAUCUUCUACAAAUGGUUGCAAAUAAACUCGACACCGAAAAGGUCCCUUGGGAAAAAAAUUGGCUUCAACUGGCCUAUUAUCUGCAAAUCCCUUCACACGUGUACCAAGGAUUUGAAACAAGAGAGCAGCGGAAAAGUCCUACAAUGGAAGUAAUUCGCUGGCUGGUGGUACAUUCUUCUGGUAUAACGUUAAUUGAUAUUGUUAAGGCCUUGGAAAAAAUCCAACGUAACGAUGUCAUUCAAAUCAUAACGCAGCAUUUUCCAGGCACAGUCAGUAAGUACUUAAUUGAACAAUCUUGCAUACUUUUUAGGGUCAUGUCCGGAAAUGUACGCUGAUAGAUUCACACUCUUUUUGAUAGUGUCCCCUUGCCCAAAUCCUCCAUUAAACUCAAACAAUUCUGUCACUAAACAUAGAGCCAUGUGGAAAGUACAAAUAAUUGUCUUUGUAGGAUGUAGCCAGGGUCCGCGUUGUGUGCAUUUCUGCACAUAAAUGUAAUGACCGUGAAUUUACUUUCCACUGGCAGCUUCCAUUCAGCCUUAUUAGGAGCGUUUAUGCCUAAUUACUGAAUAAAAUCGAAACGAAGGCUUUAGUGUUGGGGGCUUCUCUAAUUUAUAAAUUAUGAGUGGAAUCUUCUAUUUUAAAAUGUCAUACAGUCAACCCUAAGACGGACACCUUUGGGACCGGUGCCGAGUGUUCGUCUUAGGGAGAUGCCCGUCUUACAGAGGGUCAAAUAAAGGGAGUAAGAAAGGCAGGGACCAACUUUAGGUCUCAGUCCGUUUUACAGAGGUGUCUGUUAAGAGAGAGUCGACUGUAUUUGAUACACAGCUGAAUGACUCGAGCAAAUUUUCCUGUUAACGUAAAGACAUAGGAUAUACCUGUUGUGGUUUAGUUUCAUCCUCCAAAAUUAAACCAAGGAUAAAAUUGAACCAAAAGUGCCCUAUCAACUAUCAACUAUGUUUGAGAAACGGACUUGUUUUCAGAUACCCUGUGGGCUGAGGCCCUUAAAUCCUCCUAGAUAAGUAAACUUUCUGCUUUCUCAGUAGUUGGGUUUAUAUUCCGUGUUAUUUCACAAUAUUGGUUAAAAUGCAAAACUUGGAAUUCAGUCAUCGGCUGUGGUGAAGUAAAAGCAGGUAAGUGCUGAUUACUUGGCAGAGGGUAAAUUGACGAACGCCUUGAAAUUAAGUAAAUUACUGACUAAAACAUCCUUCCACGAUCUACAGAUUCUUUCCUAGAGCAACCUAGUUAUCCUAUGAGCGAUAACGUGAGCUUCGACCAGCCAAGUGCCACACUGAGUUCUAGAAGUUCUAGAAGGGACCACGAAUUCGCCUGCAGUGCUUUUCCUAAGCGAGGUAAGAGGUUUUCAGCAAACGUCGCAUUCAAAGUUUAAAAAGAGAUUAUUCUAGAGCUACGAACGAAGUUUGCAUUGGUGUAUCGACGUGGUGAACCCACGCAGAUGCUAGGAGAGUACGUGAAAAGCAUGAAAAUCCUUUUCUGUCAUUCUUUGCUCCUGCUUUAACCACAUUAUCGUUCUGGACUUCUGUUAGUCUGGAAUUCGAUCACCCUAAGACGUGCUCCUGGAACAUUUGAGGCAUUGUGUUCCUAAUUGAUGUCAACUUAGGUUGAUGUCAUUGUUUCUGUUACAUUUUUCAGAGGACUGUAAACAGCCAGGUCAUUGUGGGAGUUUGCCAGAUCCCCCAUAUGAUCUUAAAGGCCGAGAAGUUAACUGUGAGAAGAUUAUAAAAAGUGUGUUGUCAAACAAGGCUGUUGAGGUUGUAGCACCUCCCGGAUAUGGGAAAACCUCGGUCGUGGUGGAAACUGCUCAUAGACUGAUUGAAUACCAUGGGAAAUACGUUGCGUACGUGAAUCCUCGAGGAGUGACCUGCGUGGAAGAUUUGGGUGUAACAAUUAUCGAAGCCCUGGGUGAAGUGCCCGUUGAUAGCACUAUCCGGGAAACCUUGCAUCGUAUAAGAUCUCUUAGGGCCAAAAACGUGGUAUUGAUUAUCGAAAACAUUGACGACUUGUUACAUUUGGAGAAAAACCUGGAACGUGAAUCAGAUCCACAUGGUGUGGAAUACUGCUCUAGGAUGCGUGGAAAGAACACGAAAGAGGACUUUUUAAAUUUCAUUUCAGAGAUAGGAAAAACUAGAGAAAUUUGUCUUGUCCUUACAUCGACAGAAAUCAAUGAUUUCAGCGUAUGUUUUCCCAUUGAUAUAAUCGAAUUACAGCCUUUAAGCGAAACGGAAUCGUCCGAACUGUUUAAGGAGCGCGACAUGAGUUUAGACGAGGACACCAUUAAGAAACUAGUUGAUAUCUGUGGUGGUAUUCCCUUGAUCAUUUGCACAGUAUUAUCGAUUCUUAGGAUAAGGAAUCCUCAUAAUUUAGCUCGCAGGCUCUCUACCUGCGCACCUCACGAACUCCUGCAAGAACUCAGCCCAGAUUAUUUGCAGCGUGAAAAUCGCAUUGAUUUAUGUCUUGAAGUUUGCUUUCGUCGUCUGAGCGAAGAAAAUCAAGAGGUUUUGACGAAGCUCUCUACCUUUCCGCACAGGUUCACUCAGGAACAGUUUUAUGCAGUGUUCAGUCAGUCAAAAACUGACCGUGAAAAAAUGGAGAUGUGUUUGAAUUCCCUCAAGCACACCAGUCUUUUGCGUUUUGAACGGGAAAGUUGUUACUUUUGCAUCCACCCAUUUAUACGGAAAUUUUGUUCAGUGCACAAUCAGUCGACACACAAGCAAGCGAAGUUGACUUUUAUUCGUCAUUAUAGUAAUGUCGUUAUUGCCUUGAGUAAGAAAUUCCUCAGUCGAGAGUCGAAGUGCGCCAUAGACGAAUACAGAAGUGAAAGAGAUAACAUCAAAGAGGCCACAGCUUGGUGCGAGGCUGAACACCCUGACCUGCCUUCAAAAGAAACAGAGUACUGUAUCGAUGCUUUUAUCAAAGCAGCCGUGUUUCUCGCCAAAGUGAUGAGAAAGCAAGAAUUCGAGUCCCUUUUCUGUAAGCUUUCUCACCAUUACCGCUAUGAUUCUAAACGGCAUAGUGCUUGCUUGACAGCUGUUGGAACGAAGAUAGUUCUAAGCUGUACUUGCACACCACGCAUCUGCUAUAGAGCAUGUUACCGAGCAAAAAUGGUUCUCUCUAGAGCCAAUGAAAUUCAAUUAGUAGAGACAGUAGAUGAUGCGACUCGUGCUCAGUGCUUAAGCAAGCUUGGAUUUAUUCUUGUCCGAGAGGGGUUGAAUACCAAAGGCUUUGAAUAUCUAAACCAGGCUCUAACACUGCGUCACAAGCGCUGGGAGCAGUCAGAGGAAGACAUGGAUAAAGUCAUGAUUGGUGCUUGUCAGAAUGAUAUAGCAGGUUUAGUACAAGCUCACUUUCUUAUUUAAAGAAGAGUUGACCCAAUAAUGGUAAUAACGACUCCGUCACUCAACAAAUUGGCCUUCUUCCAAUGUAUAGCUCAGUUGGUAGAGCACUGCUGUAUGGUGGCCCACUAACGUCAUAGCAAUUUUGCACUUUUUUUGGUGAAAUUAAAAAAAAAAAGAUAACAAUAAUCAAAAGAAAACCAAUUUAAAAGAAAAAAUAAAGGAAAAUGGAAUGGAAAGUGUCAAAAUUUCAACGAAAAAGUGCAAAAUUGCUAUGGCGUUAGCGGGCCACCAUACUGCUGCGCUAAGGCAGAGGCCAUGGGUUCGAAUCCCGUUGAACUAUCGAAAUUUUUUCCCGGUUGAUUUGCAAUUGCUUAAAUUAAAUUGCAAUUACGACUGCGACGAUCAUAUCUCAGCGACGGAUCCAGACCUUCAGAUACGUGGGGGGGCGGUCUCCAAAAAAAAAAGGUUUUUCGGCCCUUCGGGCUUCACUUUGGUCUAAAAAUAAGGGGAGGCCCGGGCUCCCCGGGGCCCCUCCCGUAGAUCCGCCACUGCAUCUUCAUUUCAAUAUUUUCCUUGUGUUAGUUUAUGUAACUGUUUAGUCACAUUCCUACCCCCCGAACAACGUCCCAUGUGCCACCAUAUGAAACGGCGUCAUCAAUUUGAAAGACUUAGGAAACUUUAACACCUAACUUGUAUGGGUGACAAAGACCUUUCACGAUCAAGCCACUAUGAGCGGCAAUCAGUCGAACAGGGCAGAGAAAAAAAUUCAACAAAUCAUGUAACUUCCACUACAAAAUGUGCAUAAAAUUUGGUUCCACUAACCAACUGUACCUCUUUGAAAAUUUAACUGUGCCCCUCGGUGGUUUUGCAAAAACCUUUACCACCCCCUAGAAAACGCCAAGCGAAAAAAGCAAGAAGGACCUGGCAGAAGGCUAAUUAUUUUCCCUUAUCCGCUGGAAUACCCAAACUUUAUUGUAAUUUGGUUUCAGGAACAAAAGCUAUCCAAUCUCUCGACUUUUUGAUAAAACGUCUCGACUUUGACGUUGUUUUGGCCAGAUGGCGACCAAGAAACGGCUAAACUACCAUAAAAAGGCGCUUUUUCGGCAAAAUCUCAAGGGGUUCCUUUGCUCUCGUACCCAAAAAUCGGGAAAUUAAUUUGAAGUACGACUGGGGUAUUAAUAAAAGAUUUUUCUUGUACGUUGUUUUUACGUUUUCCUCUGGCUUCUUUGACUAAAUCAGUGCUCAUUCGGGUUUACAGCCUAAAAAAUUAAUUAAUUAAUUAAGUAAAUCAGCCUUGGAUUUAUUAUUUAUCUCUAUUACUCUAAAACCGAAAGACGUAAUCUUAAAGCAUAUAGUACGUUUAAUCGAAACUUUACGUAGUAAAUUUACUUUCCUUCUUUCGUAUAGCUUCCCUUAUGAUACAACGAAAGCAUUUGGCAGCUAUUGAAACCAGACGAAAUGUUGUUUUACCACUAUAUGAGUCUAUCCUUGGCAAAGAUCACCCCUUUGUGGCAACAACCUUCAGUUGGAUUGGCAAAAGUUACCACGAACUGGGCGAGUAUGACAACGCCAUUAAAUAUGCCACACUGGCGCUGAAUAUCCGGCAAACUCUGUUAGGACGCCACCAGGAGACUGCGAGAUCGCACUAUGACUUGGGUGUGGCUCUUUCUGCGAAAAAGGACAGCGAACGGUACGCAUGCUACGAAAAAUACCUUCAGUAGGAUGUGUUAAACAAUUAGUACGCAGAAGGGGGUACUCCGGAUUUGACGGGGAUGAUCGAAUGGGGGUAAAAAUCAAAAGCCAACAAAGUACCUAGGGUUUCCAACAAGACCGAAAAAGUCCCUGGACUAAAAAGUACCCCCCGCCCACGAAGAAAGUAUCCCAUGUUGAAUUUUCAAGACUCAAGACACCCAAGAACAUUUUCUGUUUCAUCAAAAACAUUCAUGAUGCAGAGUGACAUCAUUCCGGAAUCAAGAAUUUCAAACCCAAAAAAAUCCUUCCACCAUCCCCGUCACUUGAAAUCCGGAGUACCCACUUGAGUAAAAAAGGUUGUCAUGUGAAAGUGUAAAAGCAUACGCCAUUAUUCUGAAACGAAGUACUACACUAUAUUCCACAGCGCCAGCUUUGUUGUUUUCCAAAGACAAUCUUCAAGGAAAUCACCUGUAAGCGACCCGGGUGUCUUCAUAAAGGCUUCUGUAUCACAUCAGUUUAAGACAAAGGACUGAUUUAGGAUCUAAAGAGUAGUAUAGUAGGGAUUAAAUUAUCCGUUUUUGCGUAGGAAUCUUAUUACUUUUCGCAGGAAUACAUCAACACCGAUGACGGCAUAGCCUUUUGUCUUUAUUUGACUUGAUCUCACGAAUAACAUGCGGUGGAUUCUCGUCAUUUUCACUUUUGCGUAUUCCUAAUACGCCUGGGCUUGCCCGAACCGAAAUUAGUAUAAAUAGAUUUAUGGAAGGAAUAAGCGCUAACUCGCCUAUGACUUUAAAUCACUGAGUCGUAACGUAAUUAUGCUGCUGCUUUAUUGUCCAAAAAUGGUUAAAGUUCCUAUUUACUGAUGCUUGGCGCUCAUAUCCUGCAUUUUUAAUUGAGGACGAAGUCAAGCUAGCUUUUUCUACCACCACCAAAGACAAAUUUCUUUCAUUCCCUUCUUCUUUUUUUUGUUUCUUUACAUUUCAAUCGUUUUUCUUCCUUCACCACCACCACAUAUUUAUUGUUUUUCCUCCUCUUCCACCUACACAUUAUGGACUCCACAUCGACCCUCUAUCGCACCGCAUUUUAUUCAUGAGUCAAAGACAAAACAUUAUGACGUUAUCGGUGUUAAUGUAUUCCUGCGCAGGUUAAUGAGAUUCUAGCGCAAAAACGGAUUAUUUUAUCCCUACCAUACGCUUAAGGAUCGCCAUCUGAGAGAGGAGAGUUGAUUUCUACAAUCUCGAUAUGGGGUGGACAGUUAAGGGGUGGUCGUUUAUUACCUGUGACCGGGGGCACGGCUAUUCGAGAAAGCCUGAAGAUUUUGAAACCGACACCCAAAUUCAUCCUAGCUUUUUAGAAAUGACCCCCCCAUAGAAUUCAGCUUUUGUGAAAGUUCCCUCCAUCCGAUUGUUGUGGAAAUAGCCUGUGUACAGACUCCCGCAAAAUAAAUAUUACGCUCUUCGUUCUUGACAGUUGCAACCUUUAUGUAAUGGAGGGCAAUGAAAACGAGGUUGUAAAAUGUAAUUCAUAGCAACUAAAUUCCACUUCCCCGGCUUGUCUUCUGCAAAUGUCCAAAUGAAAGAGGUGCGCGUUAUAAGGCCUUUGAUUUCAGUACUGCUCAUGUCUGAUUCCGUGACCAACUUUCAGGGCUCUCAAACACCUUCAACACGCGAUUGAAUUACAAGAAGAAGUGUUGGACACCCACGAAGAACUAGUACUUAGUCACCAAGAGACAGCCGUUGUCCUGAAUGAUCUGGGGAACAAAGAGGAGGCGGAGAGGGAAAUGGAACGAGCUGGCGAGUGUGCCAAAAGGCGGGAUGUAUUAGAAGUACAGCUGCAGACUUUAAACAUCCAUGAAGAAGACGGAUGGCAGAAGACUGAUCCCGUGCCUAUUGGUAGCACGUGAAGAGAAAUGUAAAUGAAAACAUUCUUAGAAAAAAUCUUAAGGCCUGUUUACGUGGAGGUGAGGGACACCUGGUAGGUGAGGUAAAAAAAUAACUCCUUUACAUGCAAUCUUACAACCCCGCCAUCCCGGGGUACACUUUCUCAAGAUCAAUGAAUGGUCGCUAAGCACGUAAACAAGGAAAAUGAGGGCAAACCACAUGUUUUGGCGAUUAAUGCUCUUCCACAGUUACUUGCUGCUCUUGCUGCAACCUGUGGCUUUAUAUUGCUACCUUUAAUAAUGACGCAAAGCCAUUACCAAAGUGAAUUCUGGGCGAAUUUGAUGUAUCACGACUACCUCGGCUAGGCGGGUUACCCCACCGUGAAACGUUUACAUGGCAAAAUUUGACCCCAGUUGAGAGGGUUACGUGACUGGGCUACCCACCUUGGCAAGUCACCCCUAACACGUAAACGUUAUCAAAUUAAAACGACAGAUUAUAUGGACAGGCGGGUUACGCCACCUAAGUGGGUUACCUCACCUACCUGGGCUCCCCUACCUCUAUGUAAACAGGCCCUUACUGGUAUUUAAGAGAAAGUGUUAUAGAUAGCACGUGAAGAGAAAUAUGACGAGCAUCAUAUUGGUGCACAUGUAGAGAAAUAUUAAGAACAUUCUAAGAGAAACUUUUUUGUCUAUCAGUGGUACCAUAAAUUAAGCCCUUCUUGUUGAUUAUUUCAGUCCAUUAUAUUCCAUUUAUUCCUACACGCCAAUCACAGAAUGAUGAACUGUUUGUUAAAUUGGUUUACACCACUCAAUGCAGCAUUCGUUCUUACCGUUGCAAUGGUACCAAACUUUGGAAUUCAUUAUAUGUAUCAACUGAUGUCAAGGGAAUCAAGCCUGUUUCUAGAUUUCGUCAAAAUAUCAACAAUUCUAUGCUUGACGAUUAUAAUGCAAUUGUUAAUUCCUGAAGUUUUAAUGAUUAUUUUAUCUUAUAUUCUACUCUUUAGUUUGUGAAGUAAUACUUUUUAUGUAAAACAGCUAUUUUGUCACUAUAUUAAUCCUUCUGCUCGUAUUCUUGUUUCGGGUAACCCGCUCUGUUAGUUCUAUGAACUAUUUAGGUGUCCCAAACUCUACACAAUCAACUGAAAACUGUAAUAAUUUUCUUUCCUUUUCACAUUUGUUGUUCCUAAAUUUAAAAGCAUUGAAUUUUAAAUAUGAAAACAUUCUAAACGAAAACAUAAUUCCAUAAAGUUUCGCUUGUAAAGCGACAAAUAUUCUUAAAGC